UGUAAAACGCAUGAAAAGCCUCCCCAAAUUCCCGGUGACUUCAGAUUCAAGGAGGUGGUCAUAUCCAUCGGAGCACCAUUCAUACUCUAGAACUUUCACUUCUAGUAGGACUGCGGCUUCAGACAAAAUCCCAUUGCUGCCUGCGCGCGCUCUUAACAUGAACUCAAAUGGAUUAAAACGUAUGACAUAAACCUGUUUCUGUAAGUAACCUAUAGGUAAGCUUUACAUUUUCAAUUUUAGGAGAAUAUGCGAAAGCUGUGAAUUGGUUUAAGAUUUUGAAUACAUCCUGCGUAAUGCUUACCUGGACAUUAUGAAGAGACAUCAAAGCAUUUUGCAUGCUUGGGAAAAGAUACAGUAUUGCUGAAACUUUCUGUUCGCCUCCAUUCAACCACUCGAUAUUGCUUGUGGCUAUCGACACAACUGAAUCUUGAGUGACCAGCCUACACGUAGCAGCAAUUCCAUUUUUGACACAAAUAUGGACCGUUUAUGGAUUGCAGUUUUAGUGGUUCUAACCAUUGCACUAGUACGAAUGUGUGACUGCCAGAAGGACUCAACAGGUGGUAGACAGGAGAUGUGGGAGCAGCUCCGGGAGCUAGCGAGGAGCCAACGUCACUCCGCAGUGGGAGCUAAGGACGCUGUCCCCGACACACCAUCCAGAGAAAGCUUGCUCAACUUCUCUCAUAAUGUCUCGCACUCCGGUCGCCGGGCUCCGGUGAGCUCAUCAUCUCAACGAGAUAACAGGUACGCGACGGCAAUUAAACCACUUCCAGCUCCCAGUACGGAAGCUUCCCUCCGGGCGGAUGAUGCCACGGUCCCACGAGAUGCUGCGCGUAGGACCGCGACACAGCUCGGCACCCAUCACUCAUCACAGCAAAGACCCCGAAUCAGUUCCAGACAGAGCAACAAACCCAGCUCAACGCAUACCAGGCGCCUUGCAGGGCCUAAUGUAUGUGGAGGUCACCAGUGCUGCUCUGGAUGGGCUGUGGCUUCUGGCACCAACCGCUGCAUAAAGCCCGACUGCCAGCCCCCCUGCCAUAACCGCGGCUCCUGCAGUAGGCCCCACACAUGUGUGUGCCGCUCGGGGUUCCAGGGGGCCCGCUGCGAGGAGGCAGCACCAGAGCAGGUGUACAUCCACACCGGAGGGUCCCUGAGGCGCAUCCAGCCAGGCACUAACCCCUUCCAGAGAGAGCAGCCCAGGAGGAGACCUACAGAGAGGCAGGCCAUAGACAACCCCAGCCCCAGGGCCCAGACAAUCAGACCUGAUACCACCAGACAGCCUCUUCAACCUGUGACCCAGGUGAGGCGAGGACCAGCCGACUCAUCGUCUCCUCAGCAGACUGGGACGUCUCGCACCGUCAAGCGAUACCCAUCGUCCACUGGCCCCAUCACAUCCAACGCUCUGCCUAAUGGGAACGGACAUGACAUUGGGAACGCCAAUGGACACUCAAGUAACGGCCACAGACCCACCACCAAUGGCCACGCCAACAAUGCAGUGGCGCCAGCAGGGGCCAACCUCACUUCCAGCCUUGACCGCAUCAAGAUUGUCUUCACCCCCAUGGUGUGUCGGAGGGUGUGCAGCGGCGGCCGCUGCUACAACAGCUGUGAGAAGGGUGACACCACCACCGUCUACAGUGAGAACCAGCAGCAGCAUCAGCCGGCAAAGACCCAGGGCUUCAGACUCUUCUUCUGUCAGAUCCCCUGUCUGAACGGCGGGCGCUGCAUUGGCAGGGACCAGUGCUGGUGCCCAACAAACUCCACGGGGAAGUUCUGCCACCUCCCAGCCCCCCCUCCUGCCCGACCCACCCUCAGCAGGAAGGACGGCAGCCUGGCCGGACACAACUCGUCCUCCCACUCCAUGUACACCCUGCCGCUGUCCAAUCAACAAGCCUCUCUACACCCAUCCAUGGUGAAUGUCCACAUCCAGCACCCCCACGAGGCUGAGGUGCAGAUCCACCAAGUUGCCCGGGUCAAGCCUGGCCAGAGACCCCCCGCGGCUGAGGGGGCUCACUCUGUACAGCAGCGCUCCCAACCUGGCAAUGGCAUCGGUAAUGGGCAUGGGCACACCAGACCACACAACCGGCAGAACGGAUACGUGGGGAGGUGCUUCCAAGAGACCGUUGAUGGACAGUGUGGGAAGCCUCUUCCGGGCCUGACCAAACAGGAUGACUGCUGUGGAAGUGUGGGUGCCUCAUGGGGCCUGAACAAGUGCACAGAGUGUCCAACCAAACCAGCGUAUGCAGUGAUUGCGAACGGACAAGUGGAAUGCCCUAAGGGUUACAAAAGGAUGAACAUGACUCAUUGUCAAGACAUCAACGAGUGUCUGAUGAACGGGAUCUGUAAGAACGCUGAGUGUCUGAAUACCAGAGGAAGCUACAGAUGCACCUGUAAACCAGGCUACAUGCUGGACCCUGCCAGGAGCCACUGUGUCUCGGACAAGGCUGUGUCAGACCAGAGGGGGAUGUGUUACCGCUCAGCGUCAGCGGGGAUCUGCUCUCUGCCUCUCGCUCAGCACAUCACCAAACAGAUCUGCUGCUGCAGCCGUGUGGGCAAGGCCUGGGGCACGGCCUGCGAGAGGUGCCCCCUGCCAGACACAGACCAUUUCAAGGAGAUCUGUCCCGCUGGCCACGGCUACACAUACUCGCGCUCCGACGUGCAGAUCUCCCUGAGACAGCUGGAGGAAGAGGAGCUGAGGAGGACUGGCAUUUCCUGGGAGGCCCAAAACCCUAGCCACCCCCAACUGCCCCAGCAGCCAGCUCAGCCCCCGCAGCAGCUGCCCCACGUCCCACAGAUCCCACAGUACCCCUACCACCGCCAACCACAGCAUACACAACACCCCCACCAACCACAACACCCACAGGAGAUACCCCACCACCCCCAGACCCCACAGUACCCUCAUCAAUCACACAAACCCCACCAUCCACAGCACCCCCAAGAGCUCCCCCAGAUCCCCCAGUAUCCUCACACCCCCCAACAACCACAACACCCUCUCCAUCCAGACCCAGACACCCAGAAUCCAGUUUGGGAGACCCCCAGCCAGCCUCAAGAUGUGGAAAUGUUGAACCCGCGUCCUACUGCGACUGACUCCCCACUGAAGUACCCAGAUGUGGUAGAGAAAGUGACUCCUGACUCUCCCAUCAACCUGGGGCCUGAAUCUGAGGGCAAGGACACAGCCUCCAUCAAUGUGGCCACUCAGGUCACAGAUAUUGACAAGUGCUCCAUCACUCCAACCAUAUGUGGCCAUGGGCUGUGCGUGCCAGUGCAGACAGGCUACACCUGCUACUGUGACCCCGGCUACAAGCUGAGCGCGCUCCAGACCAACUGCAUCGAUGUGAAUGAGUGUGAGGGGGACCCUUGUGGAGGAAAGGGCCGUUGUGUGAACACCUUUGGCUCCUACACCUGCCAAUGCUACAGCGGCUACAGCCAGGUCAUCACCCAGAACAGGAAGUUCUGCCAGGAUAUAAAUGAGUGUGACAUGGCCAACAAAUGCCAGGAUGGUGACUGUGUCAACACGGAGGGAUCUUACACCUGUGAAUGCAAGAGUGGCUACGCCAAGUCCUGGAAAGGGCCGUGUGAAGACGUAGAUGAGUGCCAGGGCCCCAGUCCGUGCCCCAGUGGAAGGUGUGUCAACACCCCAGGCUCCUUCCAGUGCCAGGCCUGUGGCCCCGGGUUCAGGGCUGCCAGCGGGAGAUGUCUGGAUGUCAACGAGUGUUUGGACCAAUCAGCGUGCGCCCACGGUAGGUGUGUCAACUCCGAGGGCUCCUACAGCUGCAGCUGUUCCCAAGGAUACCAGGCUUCUCUGGACAACAGCAGUUGCCAAGAUGUGGAUGAGUGUCUGCUCCCUGGAGCCUGCCUCCAUGGCAGGUGUGUCAAUCUGGAUGGCUCCCACAGGUGCAGCUGUAACCCUGGUUACCAAAGCGCUCCUGACGGCAGGGCCUGUGAAGAUGUUGACGAAUGUGCUACACCUGUGUGCCCCGCGGGAAUUUGCACCAAUUCCGAAGGUUCCUACUCAUGCAAGAACUGCCGACCUGGAUUCCAGCGAUCAGCGGAUGGACAGAGAUGUGAAGAUGUGGAUGAGUGCUCCAAGGCAGACGUGUGUCUGGGAGGGGUGUGUGCCAACACAGAGGGCUCCUUCACCUGCACCCACUGUAAAGACGGCUACAGGGUGUCCCAGGACAGGCAGAGGUGUGAGGAUAUUGAUGAGUGCCUGUCUGGGUCUGUGUGUGCUAAUGGGAUCUGUCUGAACUCUGAGGGCUCCUUCUCCUGCAUCACCUGUCCCUCAGGCUACAGCGUCUCCCUAGACGGAGAGCUGUGUGAAGAUAUUGAUGAGUGUGAGCUGCCCACUACGUGCCCCAGGGGAACAUGCACCAACACUGAGGGUUCCUUCACCUGCACCACCUGUGGGUCAGGCUAUAGAGUGACUGAGGAUGGGCUGGAGUGUGAUGAUGUGGACGAGUGCUUGGUGGCUAACGUGUGCCCAGGCCAGCUGUGUCGGAACAGUCCUGGAUCCUUCUCCUGCAGCAGCUGUGGGACUGGCUUUACCCUGUCUGAGGAUGGCUCCCACUGCCAGGACAUAAAUGAGUGCCUGUCCCCAGGGGUCUGUCCCAUGGGCGUUUGCAGCAACACAGAGGGCUCCUACUCCUGUAUGACCUGUGACCUUGGCUUCACGCUGGCGCCCAAUGGGCUCACCUGUGAAGACAUCAACGAGUGUGAGGACCACGGUCUGUGUCUGGCAGGACAGUGUACCAACAACCCUGGUUCAUACAGCUGCUCCUGUCCAUCGGGCCUGGAGAUGGUGGACGGGACAUCUUGCAGAGAUGUGGAUGAGUGUCAGUCUGGGGGGAUCUGUGGAGAUGGGGACUGUCUAAACACAGAGGGUUCCUACCUCUGCAUCUGCCCUGAUGGAUACACCACAGGCAUCACAGAUGGAAUUGGCUGCCAAGAUGUUGAUGAGUGCAGCAAGGAUGGGGUGUGCUCCCAUGGCCAGUGUCUAAACAUGGGUGGCUCCUACAUCUGCCUUUGUGAGACUGGCUUCAAGUACUCUGUAGACACAGCCGACUGUGAGGAUCAGAAUGAGUGUAAGGAGUUUGGUAGCUCAGUAUGUGGCACCUGGCGCUGUGAGAACACCAUUGGCUCAUACCGAUGCUUCAUGGGCUGCCAGCCUGGCCUGUAUGGACAGGACAACCCAGACUGUGAUAUUGAUGAGUGUGUGAAUGAGACCAUCUGUGGGGACCAUGGCUUCUGUGAGAACACAGAUGGCUCCUACCGUUGUCAGUGUGACCAGGGCUACAGCAACCCCCCUGGUGAUGCUGGGGCCCAUAGCUGUGUGGACGUGAACGAGUGUGAGAUGAGCACGGCGCUGUGUGGAGAGGCCCUGUGUGAGAAUGUGGAUGGCAGCUUCCUGUGCAUCUGCCCCAGCGACAAUGAGGAAUUUGAUCCCAUCACCAGCCAGUGCCGCCCGCAGGGUGAAGAUGCUCCUCCUAAGCCAGCCUCACCCACUGAGGAACAGAGGAAGGAGUGUUACUACAACCUGAACGAUGCUAACUUCUGUGACAACGUGCUGUCUCGCAACACCACCAAGCAGGAAUGCUGCUGCACGGUGGGGGCCGGCUGGGGGGACGACUGUGAGAUCCACCCCUGCCCAGUCCCAGGGAGAGAGGAGUAUGACCAGUUGUGUCCACAUGGUAGUGGUCUUCUGCCCCAAGCUGUUUUCUCCCACAGCCUGGAACAGCAGAGUUUCAAAGAUGUGGACGAGUGUAAGAUGUUUGGGCCAGAUAUCUGUAAGAAUGGCCGUUGCUCUAACAACUUCUCCUCGUACUCCUGCUUCUGCCGUACAGGCUUCUACUACGACAACAUCCGGCUGGAGUGUGUGGAUUAUGACGAGUGCCUGACAGAGAAGGAGUGUGUGGAUGGGGUGUGUGUGAACACUGCCGGCUCUUUCGACUGUUUCUGCAGUCCCCCUCUGGUCCUGGACACCACCCGCCGUCGCUGCGUCAGCGUCAACAACACCGAGGAGACUCAUGAGCCUGAGGAGGACAUCCACCUGGACAUCUGCUGGCAGGGCCUGGUAGAUGAGCGUAUGUGUGCCCAGCCCCUCAUCGGCAGGAGGACCACCUACACAGAGUGCUGCUGUCUCUAUGGAGUGGCCUGGAGCGAACAGUGUGCCUUUUGCCCCAUGAGGGACUCUGAUGACUACGCAGCAGUGUGUAACCUGCCAAGGAGAGGGGGGUCUGACAGUCUACGAGAGAGGCCAGGCUAUGAGUACGGUCCUGGGGUUGAAGGUCCUGAUGGGCCCUAUGUCCCCCCCUACUGGGACAACUAUGGAGGAGGGCCCAUCACUGGGCCUGGGGGUACCUACUACAACCCAGAGGACACCCAGGGCAUCCCCCUGUUCACAGACAACACCAACGACUAUGGCUCCCGAGAGGGAGACAUAGAGACGCCACUACGUGUCCCUGUCCACCGGCCAAGAGAGUUCCAGCCUCGCCCUGUAGACUCAUAUAAUGACCGCUUUGAUGGCUUCGAGGGCCUGCGAGCAGAGGAGUGUGGCAUCCUGAACGGCUGUGAGAAUGGCCGGUGUGUCCGCGUGAGGGAAGGUUACACCUGUGACUGCUUUGAUGGAUACGAGCUUGACCUCACCAAAAUGGCCUGCAUCGACAUAAACGAGUGUGAGGAUAUCAGUGACAACGUGGCGCUGUGUAAGAACGGGGCCUGUACCAACACCGAGGGGUCGUACAAGUGCACCUGCCUGCCUGGCUUCCAGGCCUCUGCCAAGCCCCAUGAAUGCAUCCCAGAGGUCCCAGUAGCUGGCUUUAGAGAGAGAGUGGCAGGGAAAUGAGGGUGUGCAUGUUGGAGCUUUUUCUCUCCUCCCUCCACCAGCCCACACCCUUACCCUCACCCCCCCGCCCUCUCACAGGGCCUGGCACUAAACCUCCAUCAAAAAACACUGAAACGUCCACGCUUGUCCCCUAAACACACACACACCAACACACAUACACACAUACUCUUAUUGACUCUUUCAUAUUUUCUCUCUCUCUACCACACAAAUACUCAUUCACAUUUCCACAGGGGACCAGGAGCUAUCCAGUGAAUGUAUUCCAUGGGAUAUCCUAUUUCUUAACAUUUAUAUUUUGCCUAAAGGGAUUUUCUGAGGAGUGACCUUUUAUUCAGUGAUCCCAGGCAGUUUGGUAUGCAUACAUACAUUUUUUCUGCAUUGUUUUUCUCUAUGUGUCUUUUUGGUUGAUUAUUUAUUUCAUGUACAUGACAAGGCUCUGUAAAGUAAGAGGGCAUAGGAUGUAUAUUGUCUUAUUUGUCAGACCAAUAUACUUUACUAACGAUGAGGGGAAACAGUGUGAAUAGUUUUUUAAGUUUGGUAACUAAGCCUGGAGGAAGCUUAUUGUCGUAAGCAUGCCACAUGUUAUAUUCAUAUUAUAACAUAAUAAUCACAUUGCUAUACAGGGAAAGUUACUUUCAAACCACUUUUUACUAGUAUUUGGGAUGCUUCUGUUGUCAGCAAGGCCUUUAAAAGGACCAACCACCCCUUCCACUGGUCUUCUGUGUUUCUUAUAACAGUGCAAUCCUACAGUCCUCAUCCUCGAGACAAAGAGGCUCCUCUGUUGGCAAGGUUGUCUCAAGAGCAAUAACUACGAUCAAACAAGGUCCAGACCAGAUUCAUAUGCUAUCACAAUGUUGCUUUGACCUGCUGCCAGUACAAAGAGAGAGAGAGAGAGAGAGAGAGAGAGAGAGAGAGAGAGAGAGAGAGAGAGAGAGAGCGAGAGAGCGAGAGAGAGAGAGAGAGGGAGAGAGAGAGAGAGAGAGAGAGAGAGAGAGAGAGAGAGAUAUAUAUAAUUGAAUAUGGGCUUGGAAAGGCUAUAAAUGUGCAGUACCAGUCAAAAGUUUGGACCUACCUACUCAUUCCAGGGUUUUCCUUUAUUUUUACUAUUUUCUACAUUGUAGAAUAAUAGUGAAUACAUCAAACCUAUGAAAUAACACAUGGAAUCAUGUAGUAACCAAAAAAAGUGUUAAUAGAUUCUUCAAAGUUGCCACCCUUUGCCUUGAUGACAGCUUUGCACACUCUUGGCAUUCUCUCAACCUGCUUCAUGAGGUAGUCACCUGGAAUGCAUUUCAAUUAACAGGUAUGCCUUGUUAAAUGUUAAAUUGUGCAAUUUAUUUCCUUCUUAAUGCGUUUUGAGCCAGUCAGUUGUGUUGUUACAAGGUAGGGGUGGACACAUCUCAACAUCAACUGUUCAGACUCUCUGAAGUCAUUAAAGAUCCCAUGGCACUUAUCGUAAGGGUAGGGGUGUUAACCCCGGUGUCCUGGCUAAAUUCCCAAUCUGGCCCUCAAACCAUCAUGGCCACCUAAUCAUCCCCAGCUUACAGUUGGCUCAUUCAUCCCCCUCUUCUCCCCUGUAACUAUUCCCCAGGUCGUUGCUGUAAAUGAGAAUGUGUUCUCAGUCAACUUACCUGGUAAAAUAACAGUAAAAUAAAUAAAAAGAGGACACUGCGUGAAUCAGGCCUUCAUGGUCAAAUUGCUACUAAAGGACACCAAUAACAAGAAGAGACUUGCUUGGGCCAAGAAACACAAGCAAUGGACAUUAGACCAGUGGAAAUCUGUCCUUUGGCCCAAUAAGUCCAAAGUUGAGAUUUUUGGUUCCAACCGCCGAGUCUUUGUGAGGUGCUGAGUAGGUGAACGGAUGAUCGCCACAUGUGUAAAAAAAAAUACAGUAGAAAUACAUUACUGUACUUAUAGAUUUCUUAAUUCCAUUAUUUUACUUUUAGAUUUGUGUGUAUUGUUGUGAAUUGUUAGAUACUACUGCACUGUUGGAGCUCGGAACACAAGCAUUUCACUACACCCGCAACAACAUCUGCUAAAUAUGUGUAUGCGACCAAUAAAAUUUGAUUUGAUUUAGUUCCCACCGUGAAGCAUGAAGGAGGUGUGAUGGUGUUGGGGUGCUUUGCUGGUGAAACUGUCGGUGAUUUAUUUAGAAUUCAAAGCACACUUAACCAGCAUGGCCACCACAGCAUUCUGCAGCAAUACGCCAUCCCAUCUGGUUUGCGCUUAGUGGGACUAUCAUUUGUUUUUCAACAGGACCAAUACCCAACACACCUCCAGGAUGUGUAAGGGCCAUUUGAACAAGAAGGAGAGUGAUGGAUUGCUGCAUCAGAUGACCUGGCCCCCACAAUCACCCGAUCUCAACCCAAUUGAGAUGGUUUGGGAUGAUUUGGACCGCAGAGUGAAGGAAAAGCAGCCAACAAGUGUUCAGCAUAUAUGGGAACUCCUUCAAGAUGGUUGGAAAAGCAUUCCAGGUUUAAGAUGGUUGAGGGAAUGCCAAGAGUGUGCAAACCUGUCAUCAAGGCAAAGGGUGGCUACUUUGAAGAAUCAAAAAUAUGAGAUAUAUUUAGAUUUGUUUAACACUUUUUUUGUUACUGCAUAAUGCCAUGUGUGUUAUUUCAUAGUGUUGAUGUCUUCACUAUUAUUCUACAAUGUAGAAAAUAGUAAAAAUAAAGAAAAACCUUUAAAGGAGUAGGUGUGUCCAAACGUUUGACUGGUACUGUAUAUGAUUAAAUAUGUAAUAUGUUUGUAUAGGCUCCACUAGCCUUCUCCCACUAGUCAAGAGAGUAGUUAAGCAAACAUAUUGUCCCAUAGCAAAUGUUUUAUGUUUACAUUCAAUCACAUUCCCAUUCACAAUUGACUUCAGAUCCCAUGUAAGAUCAUUCCCAUUAAUGCAUCUCUGAUUGUGAGUAAAGGCUUUGUUGACGAGGUUUAGGAUAUUUUGUACAGAUCUAGUACUAUGUAUUAAUGUUUUUGUUACAUUCUAAUAAUGCAUAUAGUGCAGCCAAUAUUUUUGUUUGACAAAAAAAAAUCUAAAAAAUCCAGCAUUACAGUUUAGCCAUUUAGAUUUAUAUAUUUCUGUAAAAAAAAAACUUUAAAAAAACAUAUCUUUAUGUAUGAGGAAAAGUGGUUUACACUGUACCAGAGAAAGUGUAUGUAUCCUGCCCUGUGGAGCAGACAUUGAAAUGUAAUGUUGGGGAAUGGCAGUACUUUUUUAAACACAAUGUGGUGCCAUUGAUCCUACAAGUACAAUACAAAGAAGAAUGCCUUCUGAAAUGCAAGCAUUAUUCUUUGUGCCAUUAAAACACAACUUGUUUGCCUUUCAAAUAAUGUUACUGGGAACAGUAUGUCAUUCUGGUGACCUUUUUUAAAAUCAAUAUAGUGAACACUAUUCGUCAUUUAACAUUGUUGUCCUUUCACAUUCAACUCUAGAAACAUAUGAUUGCUGAUUAGUCAUGUUUUCAAAUUUUCCAUGAAGAGAAAUGCGUAUCUUGCCAUCACCUAUCUUACACAUAUUUGGAGGAUGCCUUCUUUCAAUGACUGAUGCCCUUGACCUGCAUUCAAAGAGAUGCUCACUGUACUCUUUAUCAGUCUAUCUAUACUGUAUGAUUCAUCCCUCCACAAGUCUUACAUUGAGGUUAAACAAAUUGUGAACAUGUAUUUUAUAUUAUUUAAAGCUUUGUAAACCACAAGUUGUGGUGUAGGAUGUGAUGUAUGCUGUGGUCAAUGAAAAUAUCAUGUUCAUUCCUUUUGUUUACCUCUUGACUGUAGUCACUAUCUGUCAUCAAAAUAAACUUUGAAAAUAUCUAUA
Oncorhynchus nerka (sockeye salmon) is the source of this 10640-nucleotide messenger RNA. Its product is annotated as latent-transforming growth factor beta-binding protein 2-like. Gene Ontology annotation, molecular function: calcium ion binding. Lineage: Eukaryota; Metazoa; Chordata; Actinopteri; Salmoniformes; Salmonidae. Bases 476 to 6835 code for a protein of 2119 amino acids. The transcript has 41 exons. The record is from RefSeq and is a predicted model, not a curated record.